GUGGAAUCCGCACGGAGUGAGGAGAGCGAGCCUCUGGACUUCCAACCGCUCAGCAUGUGAACCGACGCUCUGUGUGAAGUCAAGUCGAAAAACGAUGGAAAUAUACGCCUUUUUAAGUUAAAAACGUGUCUCGUUUUGCGCUAAAGUAACCGCGGUUACGUGCUGGACGCGCCGGAAUAACUUGGGUUGGCAUAACUUGAAGAAAAUGGGACUUUAAAGUGCUUUUUUCACCGGGUCGGGAGUGAGAGUGGGCUGCUUGGAGUCACUUACAAAGACCAUCAAGAAGUCAUGACACGGCGAACGUUUCACUUGGAUUUAUCGUCAUAGAACACGAGGAAAAGACGAUUAAGGCAAUUUCAACUCGGAAGUACUCGGACCGUGUGCAAAGUUUUGCGACGUUUAAUGUAGACUUCUUUGCUUUUUAACCGUUUUAAAGUCGCCCUACUUGGAUCAAAGUUUUUCCUUCCCUCCCCCCUCCUCCUCCUCCUCCUCCUCCUCCUCAACUAUGGCGGCGGCCAGGUCCACCACUGGCUCCGUGUUGCUGCGGAUCAUGUGGCUGAUGUGCGGGCUGUCCUUCUCGUCCACAUCUGCUCAAAAUUACAACAGCGAGAGUGGAAUAUCGGUACCGGAACACGGGUUUUGCCAGCCCAUCUCCAUCCCGCUCUGCACCGACAUCGCCUACAACCAGACCAUCAUGCCGAACCUCCUGGGCCACACGAACCAGGAGGACGCCGGACUCGAGGUGCACCAGUUCUACCCUCUGGUCAAGGUGCAGUGCUCUGCAGACCUCAAGUUCUUCCUCUGCUCCAUGUACGCACCGGUGUGCACGGUGCUGGAGCAGGCCAUCCCCCCGUGUCGGUCCCUGUGCGAGCGUGCACGCCAGGGGUGUGAAGCCCUCAUGAAUAAAUUCGGCUUCCAGUGGCCGGAGCGGCUCCGCUGCGAGGCUUUCCCCGUGCACGGAGCCGGUGAGAUCUGCGUGGGCCAGAACACAUCCGAGCCCAGCAGCCCGUCCUCCUCGUCCCCCUUUGCACCAGACACGGUUACCCUCCCCACAAACAUAGGCCGACCCAACCAACGCCCGUCCCAAAACAACCAGUACCACCAGUUCUCGUGCCCUCUGCAGCUGGAGGUGCCUGCCUACCUGGGCUACCGGUUUAUGGGGGUCAACGACUGCGGGGCCCCAUGUGAGCCCACUAAACCGACCGGUAUUAUGUAUUUCCGGGAGGAUGAGGUCAAAUUCGGCCGCCUGUGGGUCGGGAUCUGGUCCAUCUUGUGCUGUGUGAGCACCUUAUUCACCGUGCUCACCUAUCUAGUAGACAUGAGGCGGUUCAGGUACCCCGAGAGGCCCAUCAUCUUCUUAUCCGGGUGUUACUUCAUGGUGGCGGUGGCCUACGCUGCUGGGUUCUUCCUGGAGGACAAAGUUGUUUGUGUGGAUAAAUUCAAGGAUGACGGCUACAGAACGGUGGCCCAGGGGACUAAAAAGGAGGGCUGCACCAUCCUCUUCAUGGUGCUGUACUUUUUUGGGAUGGCCAGCUCCAUCUGGUGGGUGAUUUUGUCCCUGACCUGGUUCCUCUCUGCCGGGAUGAAAUGGGGCCAUGAGGCGAUCGAAGCCAACUCCCAGUACUUCCACCUGGCCGCGUGGGCCGUCCCGGCCAUCAAAACCAUCACCAUCCUCGCCAUGGGCCGGGUGGACGGAGACGUCCUCACCGGGGUGUGUUUCGUGGGGAUCUUCAACGUGGACGCCCUCCGCGGCUUCGUCCUGGCUCCGCUGUUCGUCUACCUGUUCAUCGGUACCUCCUUCCUCCUGGCGGGCUUCGUGUCCCUGUUCCGGAUCCGCACCAUCAUGAAGCACGACGGCACCAAGACGGAGAAGCUGGAGAAGCUGAUGGUGCGCAUCGGGGUGUUCAGCGUGCUCUACACGGUACCGGCCACCAUCGUGAUCGCCUGUUACUUCUACGAGCAGGCCUUCAGGGAGCACUGGCAGCGGACCUGGCACAUGCAGACCUGUAAGCGGUUCGCCGUGCCCUGCCCGGUCCACAACUUCGCCCCCAUGACCCCGGACUUCACCGUGUUCAUGAUCAAAUACCUGAUGACCAUGAUAGUCGGGAUCACGUCGGGCUUCUGGGUCUGGUCCGGCAAGACUCUUCAAUCAUGGCGGAGGUUCUACAAGCGCCUCAGCAACGGCAACCACGGAGAGACGACGGUGUGAGGUGUGGAGGAGGAAAAGGCACAAAGCCACGAUGUUUUUGGAUUUAAUAACCAUGUAAAUGAGGUCAAAUAGCUUUCAUUUUUAAUACUAUUUUGGACUUAUAUGUUUUUGUUUUUUUUCAUGUUUCACAACCAAACUUUGAUCUAUAUUCGAUACAAGUUGGAUGAUUUAUUUUUGGGUGAGUUUUGUCAUCACCAGACAGCCCACACUCCUCCUGGCUUUUGCAUCUUUGGAAUAUGAACUGGUGUAAAUGGCCAUACUGGUCCUUGGACUGUAUUUGCCAGACUGGUGAGGUCACUUUUGAUAUGAAACUCCCGAUUAUUAUUAUUAUUAUUAUUAUUAUUAUUAUUAUUGUUAUUGAUUAUAUCCUCAGUAUCGCAAUUUUAAUGUACUUCCUGUCACCUCUGGUGAGAGUUUGUCACCAUAUCAGAAAGGACUGAUGUGUGGAGAAGUGUGGCCUUCUGUCCAUGCUGCAGUGAAAAAGGUCAAAGGUCACCCGCUGACUGUGAAUCCAUUAUUUAGGGAUGCCUGGAUUACACAUUUAAAGUCACUCUGCUUUUAGUUUAAGACUGAAAUGCUUUAAUAUGUGCGUGUGUGAGAAAUUGCAGAGUACAAUCUCGCCUGUUUUUAAUCUGGCAAAUAAUCCAUCGACCCGUGACUCCACGCCCAUGAAUCAAAACUUUUAUUUCAAUGUUACUUUAUUUUUAUUUUUUAAUUUUCUGACUGUUGAGUAUUUGCUCUUGUAUUGAAUGUUCACUCCGAAGGUGAAUGAAGUUAUGUAUUGGUUUGCACAGCUAUCCUAAAGGUUAAAAGUGUUAAAAAUGACUGAUUCAAACAGUUAAAGAGACCACACACACACACACACACAGGAAGUCACAACAGCUCAUUGUUUGUCUCUGUGUGUGUGGUCUCUCCACUGUUGGAUCCCUCCAUCAAAAAAUACUUUUUAAGCUUUUAAGACAUCCAAAGCACCAUUUCAAGGAUACAGACUUGAUCCACGCUGAGUGGAAAUGGUUGCUCAUGUUAUUUUAUCCUGGAUAAAGAUGACUGUACACAUUCACGCCUGUAUUCCUCCCAGUGUAUCUGCCCCCAUCCCCCUUUUUUAUGAUUUCACUUGAAGUGUUACAUGGUUCACACGCAGACUGAGCAUCUAUUUUUUUUUUAGAGUCUGGGCUACGUUACAGAAGCCUUCAAACAUGGAGAAACUGCAUUUUUUUUUUUUUUUGUAUCUUCUCUGAGGACUCAUGUUUGAUCUUCUAAAUCGUGGAAACACCAGGAAGGAGCUCAGCGUUCACAACCUUGUGGGAAUAUUUUUUAUAUUUUGAUACAGAGAGAGAGAGAGA
Anarrhichthys ocellatus (wolf-eel) is the source of this 3552-nucleotide messenger RNA. Its product is annotated as frizzled-7-A-like. The record is from RefSeq and is a predicted model, not a curated record. Gene Ontology annotation, cellular component: plasma membrane. The coding region runs from base 506 to 2209 and encodes 567 amino acids. Gene Ontology annotation, biological process: non-canonical Wnt signaling pathway; canonical Wnt signaling pathway. NCBI's taxonomy places the organism in Eukaryota, Metazoa, Chordata, Actinopteri, Perciformes, Anarhichadidae. The transcript has a single exon. Gene Ontology annotation, molecular function: Wnt receptor activity; Wnt-protein binding.